AUGACCGAAGAAAAAUUUCAUAGUUAUGGUUUAAAAGGUGGCCCUGCCAUGAGAUUCGCAAGACCCUCAAAGAAAAGCCGAAGCGUGCGUUCUCCUUAUGAACUUAAGAAAAAGCGGACGUGGCAUUCGACUAUGAGUAUGAAUAUGUAUAUGGCAUUGUCACAACAGUCCGAGGAUAUUAGUUCACUUAAAGAAGAAAAUCCAGACUUAUGGCUAAGAUUAUCGGGCUUGAGGCAAGGAACGCCAAGCUUGAAGCUGAGGACCAAAUUCAGAAGUAGAAUCGAGGAGUUGGAGAAGAGUAGGUCAGAUAUUGCUGGCGAGAAUGCUAAACGUGAUGAUGCAAUUGCAGAGCUUAAGGCUGAAGAAGUUAACAAUGUACCUAACCUUUCUGUAGAUCAUCCUAAUAACGCCAGCCCUUUACUUUGCGAAGAAGAUAGAAAGACUGAUGAAUUCUUAUACUCAGUGCAGAAGAAAAGUGUUAGUGAUGGGAUAAGGCGAAGAAAGCUUCAAAAACAAGACUUAACUUCAGAUGAUAAAAGAUCUUUACAGAAGAAAAAUCAGAGGGAAAAAUUUAUUCAGGAAGUGUCUGGAAUCCCUUCUGAUUUGUCAGAUUUUGCACGUUUAUAUGAAAAACUUCGCAAUGCUGAGGACUUUGCUGAUCGUGCAGUCCAAGAAGCUAUUAUAUGUUACUGUCAAUUUGGGAAAGCUCUUAUCCAGAGACGAGAUACUUCUGAUGCACUUUUAUGGAAGAGAAUCGAACAGGCUAAGAAACUCUGGAAGCUCUUUGACGCAAUAGAUAACAUGCCAGUUGACUACAGCAUUAAAAUAGAAUCGUCCGACUGUGCUUGGCCGAAAGAUGGUUUACUAAGUGAUGAAAAAAAAUCUGAAUUGUCACAUCCUGAUCUCAGUUCAGGAAGUGAUAAGAAAAAUUCUGAGUUGUCACAUACUAAUACUUCUCAUAUAGAACAGGCACCUAAUGCAUCUUCAAAGUCUGGAGUAAAUAUUUCACCUGCAUCUCGAUCACCAAUUCCUAGGACUAAUCAAACUUAUGAUCGUACUUAUUUUUGUAACAAGACAUUGGAUCAAUAUCCUAAUAAUUUAUAUAGAGAAUUUAGUAGCGAAAAUUUUGAUUAUUAUGGAGUACUAACAAGACAUCAUGCCCAUUAUGCAGUUAAAGCAUGA
This is a messenger RNA of Rhizophagus irregularis DAOM 181602=DAOM 197198, 1182 nucleotides long. NCBI's taxonomy places the organism in Eukaryota, Fungi, Glomeromycota, Glomeromycetes, Glomerales, Glomeraceae. The record is from RefSeq and is a predicted model, not a curated record.